GCAGCCCCCGAUCCGACGGCCGCCCCGGCCGAGUUUGGGGUCGCUGCGACCAACCCCGGGGCGCGAUCGGCCCCAUCGGCGGUGGGGACGGCGCCGCUUGAGCCCGGCUCUAGUGGGGAUGCGGCGAGCCGGAUCCGCGGAUAAGAAACAUGGGGUUAGUAAAGCUAUGACGCUGCGGCCGGGAGCGUGCCGGGCGUCAGCCCUCAUCGUAAUUUCGCUCGUUGUUACGAUAGUGAGUGCCAGGGAUGGAAAGGCUUGCGGGGGUUGCCCCAACGCCUUCAAAGAGUACAAAUGCAACUGCACCGGCCUGAAAGGCGCUCAGGGAGCAGAAGGAAUAAGAGGAAUGCCAGCGAGGCGCGGGGACUACGGAGAUGUCGGUUUCCCAGGUCCUUCAGGUCCAAAGGGCGAAAAAGGAUCCGACGGUGAAUACGGAGGAAACGGAGACAAAGGCUACAGGGGAGACUCGGGACACCAAGGAAUGACAGGUCUACCAGGAAGGCCGGGCGAGACCGGUGAAUCAGGAGUACGAGGUUCUGCAGGUCUUGAUGGAUGCAAUGGAACAGACGGAGCUCAUGGAGUCGGCGGCACGCCAGGACGACAAGGCCCCAGAGGUUUACCGGGUCCCGAAGGUCUAAGAGGACCCAGAGGAGAGGCCGGAGACGGAGGAGGCAACUCGAUGGGAGUGAAAGGAGAGAUGGGAAUUUUCGGUAUCGACGGACCGCCUGGUUAUCCGGGACAACAAGGACCUCUCGGCCCGCCUGGGUACAGAGGAUCGCCUGGAUAUCCGGGACUUGCUGGAGAGGCUGGUCUUAGAGGACCUACUGGAGAUCCAGGAGACCAGCAACCCGGCGCUCCAGGACAACGUGGUGACGAAGGAGACCAGGGUAUUAAAGGAGAAAAGGGAGAAGGUUUUAACAACCGGUCGCACACUGGUUUAAUUAAUGUAAUCAACGCGAAAGGAGAACCUGGUGAUGUAGGCCAAAAGGGAGACCAAGGAGAUUAUGGAAGAAAAGGAUACGUAGGAGACAGAGGUUUACCGGGAAUACCCGGUUUAAAAGGAGGGACUGGUUUCAAAGGAGACUUCGGCGACGACGGACCUUUCGGUAAACAAGGACGACAGGGUCCCCGCGGUCCUCCCGGCGAUAAAGGAGACAAAGGCGCGCCAGGAUACGAAGGAGAAUACGGUCGAGACGGUUUCAAAGGAGAAAUCGGCGAGUCCGGUAACCCGGGUAUUCCAGGUACCCAAGGUAAAGAAGGUCCGAAGGGAGUGUACGAUCCUCUGUACGACGAACCCGCCAAAAUGGGCAGCGUUGGAAGACAAGGACCCGAAGGAUUCGUGGGACAGCGCGGAAUCGCCGGUGUUCCCGGUUACCCCGGCGAAGCCGGACCAAUCGGCGAACCUGGACCACCAGGUCCCCACGGCAAUCCCGGUUUGCCUGGUUUAAAAGGUUUGACCAUAAAAGGAGAACGAGGUCUUGACGGUUUGCCAGGUAGACCGGGCAACACCGGCCCUCCGGGACCCGUGGGACAAAUGGGGCCGAUAGGAGAAAAGGGUUACGCCGGUGAAACGGUGUUUGGAUUACCGGGUCGGUCCGGUAUUCCAGGACUUCCGGGUUACGACGGACCGCCGGGCGACCGAGGAGAUUCUGGAGAUCCCGGAUUCAAAGGUUUCCCCGGCAAAGGACAGCCGAUUCGAGGACCACCAGGAGAACCCGGUCAACGAGGUUCACCCGGAUUUUCUGGAGAUCCAGGAUAUCAAGGUAUGGAUGGUUUACCGGGAUUCAAAGGACGAAGAGGAGACGAUUGCGGAGUAUGCAGACCUGGUUUACCGGGGACAAAAGGAGAACAUGGUGACGGCGGACGUCACGGUAGACCAGGAACAAUAGGAUACCAGGGUCUACACGGACCUAGAGGUCCAAAAGGUCCGGACGGAAAACCAGGCCUUAUGGGUGGAAUGGGAUUAGACGGGACACCAGGAACUGACGGAUUAGAAGGGGUUCCAGGUCCGGACGGAUACCCUGGAAUAUUGAUUUAUCCUCCAGGAAGCCAAACUAAACCGGAAUCUGCCGAACCUGGAGAUGAAGGAUAUCCUGGCCCUAUCGGGUUACAAGGUUUACCGGGUUUGAAAGGCAUGCAAGGAGACGUAGGGCCCACCGGUCUUAAGGGAAUAAUAGGAGACAUUGGCGAACCUGGAAUGCCGGGAAGGGAAGGACAUGACGGGUUACCUGGAUAUCCGGGUGCAAAAGGAGAACCUGCACCGAUACCGAAGGCUUUACUUAUUGGUGAUAGAGGUUUACCAGGACACAAAGGGGACGCUGGUGAACCAGGAGCACCCGGAGAAAGAGGUUUUCCAGGAACGCUUGGAACCCUCACAGACCGGAGAGGAGAACGAGGAGACAAAGGUGUAUCGGGAGAUAUAGGAUUCGACGGCCGUCCAGGUCAAAAGGGUUUCAAAGGAGAUCAAGGAUUCCCCGGGUUUCAGGGUCUUCCCGGUCAACAAGGUACAUCUUUCGAAGGACCCGUAGGACUUAAGGGCUACCCAGGAAUAAUAGGAGAUCAAGGUUUAACCGGACCGAGCGGAAAACCAGGUCAACCAGGACUGGACGGAACUCCCGGAAUUCCAGGACCCAAAGGAGAUCGUGGUGAUAGAGGAUUGGCAAUAUUGAACGGAGAAAUCGGUUUACCCGGUCCUGCGGGAACGAAAGGUGAACCUGGAGAUUUCGGUCCUGACGGAAGGCCGGGAACGCCCGGUAGGCCCGGUUUCAAAGGAGAUAAAGGAGUAAAGGGAGCGCCAGGAUAUUAUGGCGCCCCUGGUUUGGCCGGAGCUAAAGGGCAAAGAGGUGUAAUGUUACAAGGUUAUCCAGGAAAAGAAGGAGCACCAGGUCAACCGGGUUAUCCUGGUCAAUUUGGCGACGUCGGACUUAAAGGAGAAGAAGGUCCUCCGGGACCCUUGGGUUUACCGGGAGCUCGGGGUGAACCAGGAUUCGAAGGACUCCGAGGACCUCAAGGAGACGAAGGUCCAUUAGGGUAUCCAGGACACAGAGGUUCCGAUGGAUUACCAGGUAUUCCAGGGGCCACAGGAGAAAGAGGAAGCAUCGGUUUUCCCGGUCCUAGAGGUCCCACAGGAAUUAAAGGUUUAUACGGAUACGUUGGCAACAAAGGAGAAAGAGGAGAUAUGGGUUAUCAGGGAAGUAUCGGUUUCCAAGGGGAACCUGGAUUGCCUGGACCAAGUGGAGAUGACGGACUUCCCGGUUGGCCAGGAGAAAAAGGAGAAAAUGCCAUUAGCGGUGCCAAAGGAGAUUACGGAGAACCGGGUCUUCCGGGCCCCGCAGGAUUCGAUGGUCGACCAGGAAUACCUGGAUUGCCUGGUUUACCAGGAGAUGCGGGUAUAGACGUGGAGGGCCCAGUAGGAAUUAAAGGAGAAUCAGGAGAACCUGGAAGACACGCUUAUAAUGGUAUACCUGGACCAAAAGGAGAGAAAGGAAAUCACGGUUCAGUAGGCUACCCAGGAGAAAUUGGUGACAAGGGAAUACACGGCUACGAAGGAGUGCCGGGUAUUAACGGUAUUCCAGGUUUUAAAGGAGGUAGAGGAGACACCGGAUAUGCAGGUUUCAACGGCACCAAAGGAGAAAGAGGCAUUGACGGGGAUCCAGGAUUAAUGGGUCGUCCUGGUAUGCCUGGAGAUAUGGGUUUCCCCGGUCUAUCCGGACUUACUGGACAGAAAGGUCACAAAGGUAACAAAGGUUUGCCUGGAUUCGCGCCUUACGGUUUCGCCGAGAAAGGAGACAUCGGAGAUUAUGGUAGAGAUGGCAUGAUAGGAAUAAAAGGUAUCAGAGGUGAUGAUGGAUAUCCCGGACCUAUGGGUGUAAAAGGAGAACAAGGAGACUAUGGACUCCCCGGCUUAAGAGGAGAACCGGGUUAUCCAGGACUAUCGGGAAUCAGAGGUGACGAAGGAUUUGUUGGAAUGCCAGGUAUUCCAGGGCAAAACCCAGAACCUGGUGACAGAGGCAUACCGGGAUAUGACGGCUUGCCUGGACGCUCAGGACGACCGGGACAAAAAGGAGCCCCUGGAGAUUUCGGAUCGGAUGGUCCGACUGGUCGAGCGGGAAUUCCUGGAUUAGGCAUGCCAGGCGUUAGGGGUAAACCCGGCGAAAACGGUUUACCAGGAUUAGAAGGUAAACCAGGAUCAGAAGGACGACCAGGAGUACAAGGAAGAUUAGGACCCCAAGGUCAAAAAGGAUUAGUCGGUGAUUACGGUUAUUCCGCUUACAGUGCAAAGGGAGAGCACGGAGAGCCAGGUUUCAGAGGACCUCCGGGCUUCAACGGAACAAAAGGAGAACGCGGGGACUCCGGCUUGAACGGUAUACCAGGACCUCGGGGUCCCGGCGGUUUGAAAGGUUUCCCUGGCAACUUUGGACUCGACGGUUUACCAGGAUUCCCGGGAUUGAAAGGAACCAAAGGAGACCAAGGAGAUUGGGCGGAAAGCGCCCUUCCCGGCGAACCCGGCGAAAUCGGUUUGCCCGGUUUCAACGGAACGCCCGGCUUGCAAGGCUUACCGGGAGCCCGAGGAUUGCCUGGGGCUCAUGGCAGGAAAGGCGAACAAGGCGACCACGGUCUCGCAGGAAUACCCGGCUUAAACGGGCCCAAAGGGGCGCGCGGUGCGCCGGGAUUCGCAGGACGGAUGGGCGCGAAGGGUUAUCGAGGAUCUGUCGGAGUGAAAGGAGAAGCGGCUCCGCAAUACGCGGCCCCGCAAAGUAGAGGUUUCUACUUCACCAGGCAUUCCCAAUCGGAAAUCGUUCCGGUGUGUCCCAGAAAUACGGUCAAAAUGUGGGAUGGUUAUUCACUGUUGCAUAUAAUGGGCAACGAAAAAGCGCUAGGACAAGAUUUGGGCGCUCCUGGAAGUUGUCUGCGAAAAUUCAACACGAUGCCUUUCUUAUUCUGUAACAUCAACGACGUUUGCGAUUACGCUCAAAGCAACGAAUACAGUUACUGGUUAUCUACAACCGAAGCUGUCCCAAUGAGCAUGACUCCAAUCGACGCUCAGAACGUCCAACGAUACAUAUCGAGAUGCUCCGUAUGCGAAGCCCCGACUAGAGUCAUCGCAAUUCACAGUCAAACCGCCGAAAUCCCGCAAUGCCCCAACGGCUGGGAAGAAGUCUGGGUGGGCUACAGCUUUUUGAUGCACACCGACGCCGGCGCCGACGGCUCCGGCCAGUCGCUCGUCUCGCCCGGCUCCUGCCUCGAGGAGUUCCGCCCCAAGCCGUUCAUCGAGUGCCACGCGCACGGCCGGUGCAACUACUUCACCACCGCCGUGUCCUACUGGCUGGCCACCAUCGAAGACUACGCCAUGUUCCGCAAGCCGCGCCCGGAGACCCUCAAGUCCGGCUUCACGCAGAAGAUCAGCCGGUGCUCGGUGUGCCAGCGGAGGCGCGUGCAGCUCGCCCGGCGCGUCGAGGUGCCCAGCGAAAUCAACAGGCACCCGCAGCCCUACCGGCCGACGUACCGCCCGACCUACCAGCCGUCUUAUCCCGGCCGCAGGCCGACGAUCCAGCCGCGGAACGGCGGCUACUCGGCCAGCCCGAGCUACAGACAUCUCGCGACCGGCGACAGACACCGGCGGCCCGGGCACAGGAGGCGCAGGCCGCACGUCUACCCGACCCCGUAAAUUUUCAGUGCCAUAUUCUAAUGUAAUUAAUGUACAGUAUAUACCUAUUUAAAUUUAUACGUUUGUAAAAAUAAUAGAAUUAUGCAUUGCUCGAGCGCCAGUUCUCGCUGGUUCGUUUUGUAGGUUUAAUUGAACAUUUUGUAGCGAGCUCUGAAGCUUGUUGGAAAAAGUAACAAAACUCGGUGCUAAAAUUGUAUACUACUAUAAGAUUUUUCUAUAACUCAAUGUGAUUCAUUAGUAAGCGUGUGUAUAGAGUUAUAAGCACUGCCAAUGUAUGUAGUUUGUUAUAAAUAAAAUAAAUGCUCCUGUACAUGCAUUUCAUUUCGAAUAAAUCACGAAUUUAUAAAAAAAUGUUUUAAUUGAAAAUU
This is a messenger RNA of Phyllotreta striolata, 6033 nucleotides long. The record is from the annotation of a GenBank genome assembly. NCBI's taxonomy places the organism in Eukaryota, Metazoa, Arthropoda, Insecta, Coleoptera, Chrysomelidae.